AUGUUGAGAAGAGUUUGUUUUGUCAUUUUUGUCUUGAUUGUGUUAAUUUCACACUUCGGUGAAUGCGAAGAAAAUGUAGAAUCCGAUACUUUCUAUGAAGUUGACAUCAAUGAUGUAGAUGACCAAUGGCCGAUCCGGUUUGGAGUUAAAUUUUGGGACUGGGGACCAAAACGAUACAAGAAAAUUAUCAAAAGCCUGGGUCCAGUUUUCAACACCGGCCAUUGGCCAACGUUAUGGGAGGUUUCGUCGUCGGCCCCGGCUCCCUGGGAAGCAGACGACGAACGUAUGGACAUGUGGGUGAAAUCCAUCUACAGAAAUUUGCAAGAUAAAAAAACUACGAUGAGGGAAACCAGUGAAAUCCAUAGAAAUGCAUCAAUACAAGUCAUCGGAAAAUUUCUUGGCGUGCCUGAAGCAUACUCCCUAGCUUACCAACAAAAGGAAUACAGAGCAAAGAAAAAAGCCGAAGAGGAAGGGAAGGAAUACGAUGAAAGUGUUUAUUACUACAAUACUUUGGAUUGGGACAGAAGAGAUGAUCUUGCUAAGUUUUUUGCGUCUUCUGUUAACAUUUCCACAUCAUUUGGUACAAGCUUGCCAUAUAUAGAAAUGAUCGAUCGCCCUGCUAUUGCCAGUAAAGAGGAAUUGUAUGUAGCACCGGAGCAAUACACUUAUUUAGUAAAGAAAACUCGAGAAGAAUUAGAUGCACGCGGGCUAACUGAAGAUAAAGUUAAAAUAAUGUGUCCAGGAGUGGACUACCCAGGACAGCUUCGUCCAUAUUUGAAAAAGUUGGCCGAAGACAAGGAGGCAUACGACAAGUUACAUGCAAUUACAACCCACAUCCCUGACAACGGUGGAUCUUUGCUCGACGUUCAACAUAUGGCGGAAAAAUUGAGAGACGAUAUAAAAAACAUUUUACCAUCAGACUGGGAACCUAAACGUGUAGUAGUUUCUGAAUUUUUCUACAACGGUACAGAUGAUAUCGAAGUAGAUGGAAUGCGAUUUAAUGGAAAUAUUUAUAAAUGUUAUGACGAUAAAUAUCAAAGAACUGGUCACAUGAUUUUAAAAGAUUGCCUGGCUCAGACUCCGUGGUAUGCCGUGCGUAUGUUGGCUGGUCUGACAAUUCAGUUAUCCCAUGGACUUCCUUGGGUUGUUUACAAUCAGGGUGCUGAUCAAUGGUGGGAACGAACGUGCGACGGAUUGAUAGAUCGUGAUGAAAGACCGAAGCAAAUUUUAGCUGCGUUUGAAUCAUUACUUCCAUACCUGACUAAUGAAACCUAUCCAAUUCGAAAACAAUGGAAGAAUACGGAUGACUGCUAUAUCUCCGCUUUCAAAAGUGUUAAAUCCAAGCUUCGAGUAGUUGUGGCUGUCACAAACUUCUCCCCGAAAGUUUGCGAAAGAAGCUUUAGCCUGCGGGGGAUUGACUUAUGGGAUAUACAAAAAUCAAGAAUCAUUACUUACAAUAACGGAACGGUAUCAAUUACUGCUAAUAAACCAUACAGAGCUUUAUUAACUGAGAAAUUACUCAAUUACGACGUAUAUGACGUGGAAGACGGGGUCAAAACAGGACCAGAAAUUGAAUUUGACUUGACAGUUGGACCUUAUGCUUCGGCAACUGCUAUCAUAGACGCUAAAGCACCAAAGAGAAAGAAAAAAACUAAUAAUAAGGAAAAGUCGGAUCAUACAGAACUGUAACGCACACAGAAAGAAUGCAUUAAACAUUGAACUAUACUAUAUAAUUUGCCGAAUCUGGUUCGGAUUUGAGAAAUUUGUCAUCUUGUCUGGUUUUCUAAAUUAGUAUUAAUUAGUAUUUAUUCAGAAAAAAUAUAUCAGAUUUCAGAACCUCUGUUAUAAGUAUUUACAUUUUUUCUUAUUACAAAAUAAUUAAAUUUCGAACCUUACUACAAAUACUUUUUUCUUAAAAUUGAGAGUUAUCCGAACUAUUGUUAUUUUUUCGUCAAUAAAGCAUAUCUGAUAUUGAGUAUUAGCAUAAAUAUAUUGAAUA
Messenger RNA from Styela clava, 1999 nucleotides. NCBI's taxonomy places the organism in Eukaryota, Metazoa, Chordata, Ascidiacea, Stolidobranchia, Styelidae. The record is from RefSeq and is a predicted model, not a curated record.